Truncatella angustata is the source of this 1342-nucleotide messenger RNA. RefSeq lists its product as uncharacterized. The record is from RefSeq and is a predicted model, not a curated record. The transcript has a single exon. Lineage: Eukaryota; Fungi; Ascomycota; Sordariomycetes; Amphisphaeriales; Sporocadaceae. Gene Ontology annotation, cellular component: mitochondrion. Bases 265 to 1101 code for a protein of 278 amino acids.
AGAUAACUUCAGGCAUUGUUAAAAGCAAUUGGAGCGCUUGGCCCCUUUUCCUCGCUUCCCUUGGGCCCUCGACGUCGCCUGGUUGUUCAGCAGUCGGAGUUGUAACAUCUCUAGAACCAGGCAGUCUAUUGAAUGCAGGGAGCUCACCGUGACGUGACGUCAAUUGCUUGAAAGCUUCAAAGCGCAACUUCGAAGUUUUGGCGCCCAGUCGCAUCGAGCCUUCAACAACCAAGUCUACAACCCGCACGGAGAACUUUCGCGACAAUGUCUCUUCCACGCGUCUUCCAGCCGCGCCUGCCCGCCUUGUCGUCCACGUCCACGCCAGCCCUCCGACGAGCUCUUCCCCGGCCCCGAAGACCACAAAUGCGCCUCGAGUCGACCAAGCCGACGCUCUCCCCGUCGUCGCAGCCCGAGAUCACGGCCAAGCAGGCAAGCCGCUUCGACAAGGUCAUAACCCGCACGCAGCGCUGGCUGCCCAAGCGCUUCCACUCCCCGCUGCAGAACUUCCGCUCGGCGCCCGGGUCGCACAUGGUCGCCUUCCUCCUGAUCCACGAGAUCACGGCUGUCCUGCCGAUAUUCGGCCUCGUCGGGUUGUUCCAGUACUACGACAUCGUGCCCGCGGGAUAUGUGUUCGGGCCGUGGGCGCCGUACGUGCAGGACGGCGCGUUCAAGUUCCUGAGCUGGUUCAGGAAGAAGGGGUACUUCGGGCUGGGUGCCGAGGAUGCCAAGGCCGGCGAGGAGAGGUUCGAGAGGGAGCUGGACAGGGAGGCCGAGGAGCAGGGCGGAAGGGACAAGAAGUCCCACAGCGCCUGGGCGCUUUGGACCAGGAUAAGAGGCCAGAAGAAGGACGAGGCGGAGGCGGGAGCCGUGGAGGAGGCUGCCCAGCAGGCCAAGAGCAAGACGAGGAGGGCUGUCGAGUUGGUGAGGGAGAAGGCAACACUGCAGAAUACGGAAAACGGAUACAAAAUCGGGGUGCAACUGGUGGCUGCUUAUGCCAUCGUCAAAGUGCUGCUCAUACCGAGGAUAGCCUUUUCACUCUGGGUCACACCGUCCAUUGCAAGACUCAUGGUGAGGACGAGAAAGGGCCUUCUGAAGCGCUGAUGGGGAUUUCUGGAUGUUGUAUACCUAGACCGAUUCAAACAUGACACACCACUGCAUAAAAUACUAACAGAUGGCAUAUUGCAUUUCUACAGUUGAAACCAGUGGUUGGCAAGGGGCACGGCUUGCACCAUUGUCGGCUGUCUGAUCCUCGAGAACCCAUGUGGCCAACAUCUUUGACGAGCAAGGCAGUAGACAUGACAUCUUGUUUGAUAUCACGACAUUAUGUGAGUGAAGAAACGGU